AUGCGCGUCACCGGGGAGCUGCAGCCUGCACCGCUCGACUCGCAAACAAAGGAUGACACACCUUCAGCGGUGAGCCCGCAAACGCCAGCUCAGUCUGCAUUCGGAGCUCACGAGCAACGAGAGGCUCCUCCAAUCAAGAGAAAGCGUUUUCGCAACUCGAGCGUGCGGUCCUCGAGCAAGGGUGAGCAAGGAGCACCACUGAGCGAGCUACAUAUGCUCGAGAAGGGCAAACGGGAGCUAGAGGAGAAGCUUGCGCGAAUUGAGCGUCAGAUUUAUGAUAUGGAAACCUCCUACUUGGAGGAUACUUGGAUACAUGGAAACGUUGCCCGCGGCUGGGAAACACUUAUGCGCAAAGGAUCGCGUUUGCGAGAUGGAGCUGAUGCAAGCGCACGAGGUUCCGCAGCUUCGCAUCCGCGAACCCGGAAGAUCCUGGACAACGAUCGAAUCUUUUCGCGCUCUUCGGCAACCUCUCCUGUUGGCAGAGCUCACGGAGUUCGUCAUCCGAAUGCGGUAGGCCUUGCUGGAGACGGACUCUCAAGGGAUAACCGCAGAGGCGUUCCUAGUCGACAAAAGAAGAGACGACCAACAGUAUUAGGCGUGCCAAGCAUUCGCAUCCCCUUGAAUAUCGCUGAGAACUCUCCAGCAUCUUCAUGA
Cyanidioschyzon merolae strain 10D is the source of this 654-nucleotide messenger RNA. RefSeq lists its product as hypothetical. Lineage: Eukaryota; Rhodophyta; Bangiophyceae; Cyanidiales; Cyanidiaceae. The record is from RefSeq and is a predicted model, not a curated record. The transcript has a single exon. The coding region runs from base 1 to 654 and encodes 217 amino acids. Gene Ontology annotation, cellular component: histone acetyltransferase complex.